Penaeus monodon (black tiger shrimp) is the source of this 2461-nucleotide messenger RNA. Its product is annotated as beta,beta-carotene 9',10'-oxygenase-like. The coding region runs from base 105 to 1757 and encodes 550 amino acids. Gene Ontology annotation, molecular function: carotenoid dioxygenase activity; beta-carotene 15,15'-dioxygenase activity. The record is from RefSeq and is a predicted model, not a curated record. The transcript is spliced from 12 exons. Gene Ontology annotation, biological process: retinal metabolic process; carotene catabolic process. NCBI's taxonomy places the organism in Eukaryota, Metazoa, Arthropoda, Malacostraca, Decapoda, Penaeidae.
UGCAAGAAAUCUUGACAUUUCGAAUCGGACAGUUGCACCCGAGACAUCCUUAUCCUGGAUUGUUCUGAGUAUAGGAAAGGACGCUCGUUCAAUUAAAGGACACCAUGAGCAAAACGGCUAAGUCCCCCCCUCUGCCGUCGCAAGUGUGGCUGAGGAACUGCGAGAAGGAAACAGUGGAACCAAUUGAGGGGAAAUUAACAGGAAAGUUGCCGGAAUGGCUGAACGGCAGACUGACCCGCAACGGACCCGGUCGCGUCGAAUAUGGCAACACCCGCAUCAACCACCUGUUCGAUGGCACGGCCUACAUCCACCAGUUCAACAUCAUUGACGGCAAGGUCACCUAUCAGUCAAGAUACCUCAACAGCGACACCUACAAAAGGAAUAAAAAAGCUGAUCGAAUCGUUGUCUCAGAAUUCGGCACAGCUGCCUACCCCGACCCCUGCAAGACGCUGCUCCAGAGAUUCAUGAGUGCCUUCACGCCCAUAAGCAAAGCGGAACCGACAGACAAUUGUGUGGUGAAUGUGUGUUACUUCGGGGACCAGCUUUACGCCCUCACCGAGACGCGGAAUCUGAGAAGAAUUCACCCCGACACUCUGGAUGUGGUGGGAGACAAGACGAAAUUAGACAACUACGUGGUAGUCAACACAGCGACGGCGCAUCCACACGUGGAACCCGACGGCACUAUCUACAACAUGGGAAAUGCUUAUGCAGGGAAGAAAGGACCGACAUAUAACAUCAUCAAGUUCCCUCCACCAAAGGAGGUUGAUGGUGAGGACUCACUGCUCUAUAUUUCUCUUGCAUAUCUUUCGUCCAUCCAGCAAGCCGAAAUCGUCUCCGCCAUUCCCUGCCAGUGGAAGAUGUACCCUUCCUACUACCACUCCUUCGGCAUCACAGAGAACUACUUCAUCUUCGUCGAGCAGCCCUAUGUAUUCAACCUCAAGAAGUUUCUGCUCAACUAUUACAUGGGAAAGCCAUAUUUCGCGGCCGUUGAAUGGUAUCCUGACCAAAAGACAAAGUUCCGUUUGGUGAAUCGAAAGACUGGCGAAAUGGUGAAAACAGUUUAUGCUGCAGAUGCUUUCUUGACUUUCCACCACACCAAUGCCUAUGAGAAGGACGGACAACUGGUGGUCGAUCUAGCAACCAUGAAAGACGGUGAGGCCGUCAACGCCCUUAUGAUGAAGAACCUCGAGAACCCUGACUUCGUGAGCGAGCCGGCAACGAUGCCGACCCACUGGAGGUUCGUGCUGCCUCUCGACGUGCAGAAGGCUCCCGAGAACACUAACCUCAUUACGCUCGAGGGAACGAAGUGCACGGCCUACAAGAGAGCCGACCAGACCGUGGAAGUCCAUGGGCAGAGGAUUUCCAGCCAGUACUUCGACCUCCAACGCAUCAACUACAAAUAUAACGGGAAGGAGUAUGAAUAUGCGUAUGGAGUCGAAGUCAACCCAAAGGGAUCUGUUUUCUCGCAGCUGGUCAAAAUGAACGUGAACUCUGGCGAAACGACCCUGUGGCAUGAGGAAGGGAAAGUUGUGAGUGAACCCGUGUUUGUUUCCGCCCCAAACGCCACGGAGGAGGACGAUGGCGUGGUUCUUUCCACUCUGGUUGACAAGAACAACCCGAGGUCCGUAGCGCUGCUGGUUCUGAACCCAACAACGUGGACAGAAAUAGCACGUGUUGAGUUCGAGGCGAAUGGAACUGUCACUUCAACUUUCCACGGACUGUUUGCCGCCACCAAUGAAAAGGUUCAUAUGUAUUAAUGAUUUCUUCUUUUUUUCUUCUUCUGUAGUGUAUAAAUGAAGAAGCCUUUUUCUUUUUUUUUCCAUAGUGAUACUCUACAUGUACCGUAUUAACCAUUUCAUAUAUGUUUACUAUAAAUAGUUUUGCUUAUAUAUAAUCAUCAUGAUUAUUGUUGCUACUUUUGUUUAUUGUUGUGUAUUGACUGUUUAUGAGUGCUAAUACUGAACUCAAGAUAGAGGUGUAGAUUUUAACUUAGAUAAUCUUUUAUGAACAGAUGUACAUCUCAACUUAUAUAAAUGACCUAGUUGCAUUUUCCACUUGCAUUCAAUGCAUAAUAUGCUUUAUUUUCUGUAUACUCACGGUAUAAUGGAAUUUGUUGUCUUUGUUGAGUUUUAAAAUCUAAUGAUCGGUUGUAGAAACGUCCUUAUUUUGUUUAUACUUUUUUCUUGUACUCUAAAAUAUGUAAAAGUCUCUAGUCAGUGAAGAAAUAAAGAUGUUCCAAUAACAAAAAUACUAAAAAAAACAACAACAUUACUAUGGGAACAGUUGUGAAGUAGGUAAAUUUAUGUAUCUACGAAGAACCUCUUUUGCCGCACCGACAUUUUUGCGCGCCAUUUAGUAAGGUUCAGUGUUUUUGGCGCAAUAAUGUCUGUCUCUAUCACACGAACAAUUUACCUGUAAAAGUUCCAGUUAAAUUGAUUGCUAAUAAAGAUGUGAAUUUGUA